GACUGUCAUCAUCGUCAGACUCAGCCAGCCCGCAGCGCAGAGGCCACAGAAGAGUAGAAAUUUUGCAGUCGUCGUCGCGUUGUUCGUUGUCCGUGCGUGUGUCGUGCGAAAAUUGAAGACGAAAAGCUUUUGGGGCGUUUUGUAGUGGCUUGGAAAAGGAAUUUAUCCACGGUGGUCUGGCCGGACGCGAGCUGGAGUUCAAUUUCCGCCGGUAGUAACCGCGAUUGGUGCGUUCGGAACUCGAGAGGGCGAGGACGAAAAAUCGAACAACGACCGAAGACAGGAAAGAAAAAUGUCUGGCGAUUGAUUCACGCUCGGCUCAGCCCUCCGCGGUCAGUUCAGUCAGUCAGUGCUGCUGUGCUGCUAUCAUCGUCGCGAGCAUCGAAGGCAAUGGUUUUUUGAAGUAUAAAAUUUUCGCUCUCGGUGUGAGUGUGUAUAAAAUGCAAAAAUUCAAGAAUAUGUAGUGAUUUUUAUUUUCACUUUAUACCUCUAGUGAUUUAAUUCGUUCAUCCUGGUGGUGUUGGGGAUUGUGUGUUGUAAUCUGCUGUUUUGGCGAAGGGAAAUGAAAAGAAGGAAAAUCCCGUAGGCAGAGUUCCGCCAGGGAAGAAAAAGGAUUUCCACACGGGCCACAUCAGGGGAAAAGAACCAAUCCUUCGGGGGUACCGCAAUCACGUCCGUCGUGAGCUGCCUUCAGUAGUUCACUCCUUUGGCUGCCUUGUGAACACACAACACACUGCAGUGUGAAGUGGUGUGUAUUUGGUAUAUAUUUUUUGUGUGCAAUCGCCAUUUUGUGCUCCGACGACGACGGAACGAAGUGAACCAAUCAAAACGAAAGGGAAGAAAGUCUAGUGCGGCCCCGUGGCCAGAACUGCCCUCCAGCAGCAGACUGCUGCUAGUGUCCUGCUUCCGGGGAUAACAGUGAUUCCGCAUUGAGGCACCACCCCAUCUGUGAUUAGUGGCCGUCUCGGAAUAUUGUCUGGCGUGUGAAACGGAUCGUGUGUGUAGUGUCAAGAAGAAACGUCAUCCAGUGUAGUCGAGGAGGCGCUCCCCAAAAUAUGCUGUGGAGCUCUCGGAAAAUUUCCUUAUCGGAUAACACCACACAACGACAGUUAUUGUUCAUCGAGGUUGCGCCAGAAUUACCGCAUUAGGUGACGAUGGGAUUUUUCUUGGAUCGGCUGGCAGGUUGCUAAAAAAACCCGCACACUAAUCAAACCGAUCCGGAUUCGCAGUUUGACACAGAAGCUGUACCACUCAUCCCCACCCGUGAAAAUGUACAGACGAAGGUGGCCAGGAUCCGAUCAAGUUAGUCAUCCCACCAGUAGUGACAAGGCGGCAGUGCAGUGUUCAGACGACGACGACGACAACGUAGUGUUAGAGCAGAAAUAGUCCGAUCCGGUGUGGCACCGAGUGGUCUAAUCAAUUAGCAAACAACACACACAUGACAAUAAUCGGGAAGGGUAGUGCGGUAGUGUGGUGGAAAGGAAACGGAUGGUGCACAGUUCGUCAUUGUCGCCAUCGGGGGUUUAAUCGUGAAAGUGCAAGCACCAGUGAAGGAAGAACAUAAAAAAACAUCACCGCUUGGUUGUUGUAGUUGAUGAUACCGCGGGGGUACCGAAUUCAGAUCGAAGACGGUGCAUCAAUUGAUGUGAGAGUGAAGAUUGUGAAGAAAGCCUAUUUCAAAAGUGUGUAAAAUUGUGUCUGUGUCCUCUUGCUUCCCCGCUGCAGCAGUACUACUGCCGACAGUAGUAUGCCUAUAAUGAGGCCGGGAAGCCUGAAGGAUCCCGAGAUUGCCGAGCUGUUCAAUAAACAUGACCCGGAGAAGAUAUUCGAAGAUCUGCGCGAAAUUGGCCAUGGAUCGUUCGGUGCGGUCUACUACGCAAAAUGCAAUCUCACGCGCGAGAUUGUCGCGAUCAAGAAGAUGUCCUACAUGGGCAAACAGAGCAUGGAAAAGUGGCAGGAUAUCCUGAAGGAGAUCCGCUUCCUGCGGCAGCUGAACCAUCCCAACACGAUCGAGUACAAGGGAUGCUACCUGCACGAGAACACGGCGUGGCUCGUGAUGGAGUACUGCGUCGGAUCGGCUUCCGAUAUCAUCGAGGUGCAUAAAAGGCCCCUGAAGGAGGAAGAAAUAUCGGCCAUUUGUGAUGGAGUGCUACGAGGAUUAAGCUAUCUGCACAGUCUUGGAAGGAUUCAUCG
This is a messenger RNA of Aedes albopictus (Asian tiger mosquito), 2193 nucleotides long. RefSeq names its product serine/threonine-protein kinase Tao-like. The record is from RefSeq and is a predicted model, not a curated record. Gene Ontology annotation, molecular function: protein serine/threonine kinase activity; ATP binding. Gene Ontology annotation, biological process: protein phosphorylation. Gene Ontology annotation, cellular component: cytoplasm. Lineage: Eukaryota; Metazoa; Arthropoda; Insecta; Diptera; Culicidae.